AUGUCCUUUUUAGACGACACCAAAAAGAUCAGCUCUACAGCUAACGAAAUUAAUAAUGACAGAAAAAGAUUGCAAACGUAUUGGUGGUUAGAACAGAAUAUGGAUGUCAUCAUUAAACUGGUCGUCUUCACUGCUGCUUUAUUCAUAUUACCCAUUGUUACAUAUUAUUUAACACUCAACAAAGCCUUCCACGGUAAUGCUACUUACGCUGCUGUCGCUGCUGUUGGUGUUGCCAAUGCCGUUGUGGUUGCUUACAUCAUUACUGCUUUCUUUGAAAAGCAAAAAGACAAGAAGGAUUAG
Mycotypha africana is the source of this 300-nucleotide messenger RNA. RefSeq lists its product as uncharacterized. Gene Ontology annotation, cellular component: endoplasmic reticulum membrane. Lineage: Eukaryota; Fungi; Mucoromycota; Mucoromycetes; Mucorales; Mycotyphaceae. The coding region runs from base 1 to 300 and encodes 99 amino acids. Gene Ontology annotation, biological process: vacuolar proton-transporting V-type ATPase complex assembly. The transcript has 2 exons. The record is from RefSeq and is a predicted model, not a curated record.